This is a messenger RNA of Gigantopelta aegis, 1860 nucleotides long. Its product is annotated as transmembrane protein 26-like. The record is from RefSeq and is a predicted model, not a curated record. Lineage: Eukaryota; Metazoa; Mollusca; Gastropoda; Neomphalida; Peltospiridae. The coding region runs from base 338 to 1408 and encodes 356 amino acids. The transcript has 6 exons.
ACUCCACCAGCCAGCACUUUCUCCACACCUCGUAGAACCGAGGACCUUGUCAGUGCUGUUUCCGUGUGUGUUUGGGGUUUUUUUUUUUUGUGAUCUAGUGCUGCAAUUUCGGUAGGCAGUAGUUUGUCAUAAAAAGAAAGAAGAACAGAGGCGGGGAGAUGUAGUGGUGAUGUUAAAUCACUUACGAAGAGAAAAAACAGAUUGGGAACAGUGGUGGAGAAGAUUCGUGAUCGUCCACAGUUUCGGGAUGAAUUUAGAUUUUACGCUGCUGAUGAGUGUCUUGUAGUUUUGAAUUUGUUUCUACUUUUAAAAGUUGCAAAGACUUCAACGACGAAGUAUGUUGAUGUUCACGAUAUUCCGGGCAGUUAUGGUCCGUCUGCUGUUCGCCGUGCACGGACUACUUUCAAUAUGGCGGCUGUACAUGGUGGUUCAGGAGACGUGGUGCCUCUAUCUGCUCGUCGCGCUGGGCGGGAUUCUGUUGGAGGCCAUCAUCACCAUCUACAAGAAGAGAGGGAAGGAAUGGAAGUGGUUUUGUCCCAGCGUUUUCUUCUACCUGGCUAGUGUGGUGCCAGCCAUCUGGUUCCUGGAAUUGCACGAGAUGGAGUCGAGGAUAGCGCUCAAAGAGAACAUCAACGCCACCUUAUGGCGCGAAAACGAAACAGCGGAGGAUCUAAGCAUCGCCAUCGACCAGCUAGGUCUAGAGAUCAACAUUCCUUUAGCUCUGUCGUCUGACCUGUGGCUGCGAGUCAUCGAACAGUUUCUUCUUCUGAUGCUCAUUCUGGGACGGUGGAUCCUCCCUAAAGGCGCCCUCUCACACGACCAGUUGUCGCAGCUUCUCCUGGUGUACGUGGGAACUGCCGCCGACAUUGUGGAGUUCUACGAAGCGUUUAGCGAAGACGGGGUGAAGUAUAACCGUGUCCUGUGCUACAUCGUCCUCGGCAUCUGGACGCUCAGUUUGCUGCAGUUUACAUUGGUCCUGACGGCCACGAAGGCCAGACGCGACCAAUCGGGAGUGCCGAGUCCUCACGAAGCAGACGACAACAUCGGCUGUUGCAAGCCGGAGAUCUACGGAAUCCUCAUCUCGAUCAUCCUCCAGGACCUCCCGUUCCUCGUGGUGAGACUUCUCCUCAUCUUCAGACACAAGAUCGUCAGCUACACCAACAUGUUCUUCACUUCCAAGAAUUCUCUCGUCAUCCUCCUGCUCGUGUACAGACUGUGUGUUGUCCAGCUCGAGGCCAAGUCGACCAGCAAGGCCAAGCAGAACCCGAGAGUCAGAGACGCGCGCGACUGCGAGGCUGCCAAAGUGAAUCUCAUUGGACGCGGUAACCCCAAGAUGACGAAUGCCCGACCUCGUAACAACUACACUGCGUCGAGGCCGCAACAGAGAACGGCGGCUUCGAGAAUGUGAAAUGUUCGACAGUUUCAACUUUGUUUAUAUUUUUCUCCAUUGUCCCCUUUUUCUAUCAUGCCAUACAUCUAUCAAGGACACACAGUUGGUAUUGAAAUGUGACUGCGAGGCUGCAGAAGUGAAUUUCAUUGGAAGAGUUAUCCCUAGACGACGAAUGCCCGACCUCGUAACAAUUAUAUUGCGUCGAGGUCGCAAUCGGGAACGGCGGCUUCGAGAAUGUGACGUUUUCAACAGGUUUUUUGGAUGAUGUUUUCAAUACUAUUUCCCCUGAAAGAUGUUUUAUUUGUGGAUAUUCUGCUGUUUACAAUGAUGAUCUCACGAUUUCUCUUUGAACCAUGGACGUCGUAAACCAUGGAGGUGUAAACAUUCGUGUAUUAAGUUCGCUCUUCGCCAGUUCUCUUCACCUUGAUUUGUGGCUAACGUCAGAAAGGUAAAUAAAAACAUACAACGUA